GGAGCUUCCACAGAAUAAGCCCGUCUUUUGUCCACCUUGAAGCCCAUCAUUUUCGUCGCAGACCCAUCAACUUGGGUACUGUUGUCUUUCUUUGUUCCUUUUUUCUUUGCUUUCAUACUUGCAGCUCCUUCUCCCGCACACCAUGUUGUCCAGAGCUUGCCUGAGAGGCUUUGGCCUACAGGCCGUUCCCAAAAGACAGGCUUAUCAACUCGCUCGCAGGAGCGUCACGACCGAUGCCGCCAGCUCGCAUGCUGAGAGGGAUGAGGUUCCAGAUGACGAUGAACAGCCUUUCACAGUCAAGCUGUCCGACGAGAGCUUCGAGACCUACAACUUCGACCCUCCCCCCUACACGCUCGAAACCACCAAGAAAGAGUUGAAACAGAUGUACUAUGACAUGGUCUCUGUCCGUCGUAUGGAAAUGGCCGCCGAUAGACUGUACAAGGAGAAGAAGAUUCGAGGCUUCUGCCACUUGUCCACCGGCCAGGAAGCUGUGGCUGUGGGCAUCGAACACGCCAUUACCAAAGAAGACGCCAUCAUCACCGCCUACCGAUGUCACGGUUUCGCGUUACUCCGCGGUGGCACAGUCAAGUCCAUCAUUGGCGAACUGCUGGGACGUCGUGAGGGUAUUGCGUACGGAAAAGGUGGCUCGAUGCACAUGUUCUCCACCGGUUUCUACGGUGGAAACGGCAUUGUUGGUGCGCAGGUCCCCGUCGGCGCUGGCAUUGCCUUUGCCCAUCAGUACACCGGCAGCAAGACGGCCACACUGGCACUAUACGGUGAUGGUGCCUCCAACCAAGGUCAGGUGUUUGAAGCCUUCAACAUGGCCAAGCUGUGGAACCUUCCCAUCAUCUUCGGCUGUGAGAACAACAAAUACGGUAUGGGUACAUCGGCCGCCCGAUCCUCCGCUUUGACCGACUACUACAAGCGAGGACAGUACAUCCCAGGUCUCAAGAUCAACGCCAUGGACGUCCUGGCAGUGAAAGCCGCCGUGCAGUAUGGACGAGAAUAUACCACCAACGAGAACGGACCUCUGGUCUAUGAAUACGUCACAUACCGAUAUGGCGGUCAUUCCAUGUCCGAUCCCGGUACCACCUACCGAACACGAGAAGAAAUUCAACGUAUGCGAUCCACCAACGAUCCUAUUGCCGGUCUCAAGCAGAAGAUCCUCGAAUGGGGCGUGUGCACUGAAGAUGACCUCAAGAGCAUUGACAAGAAAGCCCGAGAGGCGGUGGACAAGGAAGUGGCCGAGGCAGAGCAAAUGGCCCCACCGGAGCCGACUCCCAAGAUCCUCUUUGAGGAUAUUUACGUCCGUGGAAGCGAGCCAGAAUACCUCCGCGGCCGAACACCCGAUGAGACCUAUUACUACUAAGGAAUUCUGGGGUUGCAAAAGCUUUUGAUUCCGAGUCUUGUGUACAUUUUAGCCACUGGAUUUCGUAGGGGGGGCGCCCGCGGGAUAGGGCUGAGGCGGGCGGGGUUGAUGGGAGCAUGUAAUUGAACUCGAGUAAACGGCGAUGAGAUGGUGCGGCGUAUCAGAACUAGGUCCUCGUUGUUGACAGCAGUACCUGACAAAAUCGAGAGUGAAUCUGAUAUGGUCUCAAUCGUUACAGUAGUCCGCUGUAUUGGGCGGAGUAUAUGGAUGAGUUAAUGAACAAACACGUGCUCCGAGCUAGGCACGAGCUAGGCUCAAAGUGUGAGUCCAG
Molecule: messenger RNA, 1700 nt
Organism: Exophiala mesophila
Lineage: Eukaryota; Fungi; Ascomycota; Eurotiomycetes; Chaetothyriales; Herpotrichiellaceae
Product: pyruvate dehydrogenase (acetyl-transferring) E1 component, alpha subunit
Exons: 3
Coding region: 143-1369 (408 amino acids)
Biological process (GO): pyruvate decarboxylation to acetyl-CoA
Cellular component (GO): intracellular membrane-bounded organelle
Molecular function (GO): pyruvate dehydrogenase (acetyl-transferring) activity
Source: RefSeq, a predicted model, not a curated record